UUGACCAUCGCAAAUCUGGGUAUGUGAGAAAUGAGAGGCAGCCGAAAUCCGUCCGGACCAACUGCGUGAACACAGCGGUCCAGUCCUUCUCAGAGUCGCCUGAUGAUGGCCGCGGCUGUGGAGAGAGGAGGGGUCCGGGCCGCCUUCCUAAGCCCGGGCGGCGGUGCACCCGCUCCCGCAGCCGCCGCCGCCGCGCCCGCGGGAGGACCAGCCAUGGCCGGAGCCCCGGGAUCGGCUCCCAUCAUGCCCGUGCCCAUGAAUUUAUUCGCAACGUGGGAGAUUGACCGCUCAUCUCCAAGCUGCGUGCCAAGGUUGUGCAGUCUGACUCUGAAGAAGCUGAUCGUCCUGAAAGAACUGGACAGGGAACUCAGUUCUGUUGUGAUUGCCGUCAAAAUACAGGGCUCAAAACGCAUCCUGAGGUCCAACGAGUACAUGCUUCCCCCAAGCGGAUUGAUGGAGACAGACCUGGAGCUUUCCUUCUCGUUGCAGUAUCCACACUUCCUGAAGCGAGACGCCAACCGGCUGCAGAUCAUGCUUCAGCGCAGGAAACGCUACAAAAACAGGACUAUUCUGGGCUACAAGACGCUCGCCGUAGGGGUUAUUAAUAUGGCUGAGGUGAUGCAGCAUCCUACAGACGGAGGGCAGAUUUUGGGUCUGCACAGUAAUGUGAAGGAGGCACCGGUACGAGCAGCAGAGCUCAGUGUUUAUUCACUGUCCAGUCAACCAAUCGACCCGGAGGACGGCAGCGGACAGCCUGAGACCAAGGCCAAAACAUCAGACCGUUCUCCAGAUAUGGAUAACUACUCUGAGGAUGACGAUGAUAGUUAUUCAUCAGAACAAGAGGCCAGUGAUGAUGCUGUUCAGGGCCAGGACCUUUAUGAUGAGGAUGACGAUGUGCAGCGAAAGCCAAAAAAAUCUCGAAGGAAAAUGAUAAGAACCACAUCGAUGACCCGGCAACCCAAUUUCAAGCAGAAGUUUGUGGCUCUCCUGAAGAGAUUCAAAGUGUCUGAUGAGGUGUUGGACUCAGAUCCAGUGGAUCAGACACAGGAGGUGGAAGAUCUGGAUCUUCUGUACGACAGUCUGGAGGUUUAUAACCAGAGCGACAGCGGCCCAGAGAUGGAGGACAACGAGAGUCUCCUCAGCACCCCAAAACCCAAACUCAAGCCGUUCUUUGAGGGAAUGUCUCACUCCAGCUCACAGACGGAAAUCGGCAGUCUGCACAGUCAGAAGAGCCAGCCGAGAGACACGCCGGCUGCUUGUGGUGAUCUGUUAACAGUGGAUAAGAACAGAGCAGCAUCGAGCCGAUAUCCAGACGACUCUACAAUGGUGGACUCCACAGCAGUGGAGCUGCUGGAGGACGAGGCGGGCAGUGGUGUGGCAGUGUGUGACAGCAACAUGAGCUGGGACACAAACACAGAGAAGACAGCAGGAGCGCUCGGAAAACUCUGCAAAGCUGAGUCUCAGACACACAUGUCACCCAGUAAAGCAGACAGUAAACUGCAGAGGCGUCCUCGCAGCACAUCCAUGAAGGACCGGCAGAACUCCAAAGCCCAGAGCGACCGCACCAGCAGCAUCGAGAGCGAGACCUCGCCAGACUCAAGGCUCAUCACGCAGGUUUGUGUGCCCAGGAAAUCAGUGUACGAUCAGCUCAACCAGAUCCUGAACUCGGACGAACAUCUGCCCGAAAACAUUAUCCUGAUUAACACUACAGACUGGCAGGGGCAGUAUCUGAAUGAGCUUCUCCAGGAGCACAAGCAGCCCAUCGUGUCCACAGUUUCCCCCGCAGACGUCCAGGCCGCCUUCAACACCAUCGUCACCAGGAUCCAGAGAUUCUGUAACUGUAAUGCUCAGACGCCUCCCACCAUGAAAGUGUCAGUGGCUGGAGAUCAGAGUUACCUGAGUUCAGUCCUGCGCUGCUUUGUGGAGCAACUCGCCAACAAAACCCCCGACUGGCUUAACUACAUCCGCUUCCUGCUCAUCCCUGUCGGUUGUCAUCCUCUGGCCAAAUACAUCUCUACGUUUGACAGCAAGUUCAACAACAUCUUCAUGGAUGCAGGAUGGAGGGAUGUUUUUGGCAGGCUAGAAGCUCCCUCUUCAGAUAAUAUCGAUGUGGCCGGACGCGUCUCUCAGUAUCUGGCUGGAGCCAAUCUGUCACACCAGUUCCCCAUCUCGGAAGCAAUGCUCACCUAUAAACAGAAAAGGAAAAGAAGUUUGUAUUUUGAUUUUUACAUCAGCCCUGAUGAAGACUCCUGCCAGAAGUUCGUCCCGUUCAUUGGGUUGGUGAAAGUGGGAAUUGUGGAGCACAGCUUGUCCACUUCAGUGGACUCUGAUGACGCAGUGAUGGUGGGCAGCGUGAACAUGCUCUCCUCACCUCCAGCUCAGACGGGAACACCGUACGGGAAAGACAUGACCUCGACACCUCCGUCAUCACCCUCCGUUUCUGCCAGUCUGUCUGGAGCAGGUUCUCCAGGCACCGGCGGUGAGGUGAUGGGUCUCCAGGUAGACUACUGGACGUUGCAGGGCACAGAGAAGAAGAAAGAAGGUGAAAAGCGAGACGUGGGGAUUAAAAACACCCUGAAGAGUAACUUCCGCUCACUGCAGGUUUCUCGAAUCCCCAACGGAGGAGAGCCGACGCCUCCACCCGGCAUGGCCAUGACCGUCGUGAUGAAGGAAAAGAACAAGAAAGUGAUUUUUCUGAGCAAGAAGCCAAAAGAGAAGGACGUGGACUCUAAGAGUCAGGUGAUCGACAGCAUCAGCAGACUGAUCUGCACCGCCAAACACCAGCACACCAUGCUGAAGGUGUCUAUUGAUGGCGUGGAGUGGCACGACGUGAAGUUUUUCCAGCUAGCCGCGCAGUGGCCGACUCAUGUGAAACACUUCCCUGUAGGAAUCUUCGGCUACAGCAAGCCAGUGUGAACUUCUCCGGCCGGACAAAACAGACGAAUGGAUUUUCCUGUGGAAAUGGUCAUUUUGAAAGCCUGUGUCCUCGACAGAAAUGUUGUUAUUGAUGUUACUUGUCAUUUUUGUUGCUUUGGCGGUGAAAGGAACAUCGGUGUGUUUGAAACAAACGCUGUCUUUUGUGUUGAGAUCAGCAGCACAUGUUGUGGUAGGAAUCGUACAGACACGUACGGCAGCUUCAGUUUGCACUUUGUUGGGUUAUAGUUUGUUAUUAUUUCUGUGAAAUUUUCAGUGUUUAUAAUUGUUCUAUGUACAAUAUUAUAAGGGUGGGAUUUAUGAAGUGAGCUUGAUUGAAAUUUGUAUUUGUGUGCGGUUUUGGUAAUUCUGUGGUAAUAUUUAAAGGGGCUAUAUGUUAUUAGCCUCGUUGUUAGCGACACCGGUGGCCGUUAAGUGAACUGCAGCCGGUAAAUUACUUGUACUCGUGCAAACUUAACAUACAAGAAACUGACCAUGAUCUAGAGCCCCAAUAUACUAACAGUGAAGUUAAAAGUUUGGAAAUAACAACUUUUUUUCAAGCUAUAUGUUAUUGGCUUUGUUAUUAGUGACAUCGGUGGUCGUUUUGUGAACUGCAACUUACUUGUAUUCAACGCACAUGAGACCGAACGUGAUUCAGAGCCUCAGUAUGCUCACGGCUAAGAUUUUUUACAUUAAAAGUUGAAAAUUUCAACUUUUUAAAUUUGUUAUAUGUCAUUAGCUUAGUUAUUAGCGACACCGGUGGCCACUAAGUGAACUGCUAUGAACUACGAACUUACUUGUGCUUGUGCAAACUUAACGCACAUGAGACUGAACGUGAUUUAGAGCCCCAAUAUGCUAACAGCAAAGAUCUAUACUAAACAAAAUUGAAAAUAUAAACUUUUUUAGUAACUUUAUGUCAUUAGCUUGUUAUUAAUAGGGUAGUAAUAAGCGGCCAAUGGAAUAGAAAUUUUUAAUCCAAAUUUUAAUUACUGCGACAAUAUACUAGUUCGGCCAACAUUUAAAGAUGCUGCUUCUUCUUUAACUGUUUUCAAGUGUAGCAGUGUGUCCAAAGCUCUUUUUUCUUCUAUAUUGAGCUUUAUUAUUAGCGACACCGGUGGCCAUAAAGGGAACUGCAGCUGGUUACUGGCUCAUACUUGUGCAAACUUAAUGCACAAAUGACCGAACGUGAUUCAGACCCCCAAUAUGCUAACGGCAAAGAUUGUUUACAUGAAAAGUUAGAAAUAUUAAUUAUUAUUAGUAGAUGCACUUUUUAGGUCUCCUCGAAGUUGACUCCAAUUUUUAAAUUAUCCAGCAAUAUAAUAGUUCGCCCAACAUUUGAAGUCGCUGCUUCGUCCUUAACUGUUUUCGAGUGUAGCAGUAUAUCCAAAGCUUCUUUUUUUUUCUAUAUUGAGCCUUGUUAUUAGCGACACUGGUGACCGUUAAGGGAACUGCAGCUGGUAACUUGCUUGUAUUUGUGCAAACAAUGCACAAGAAAUUGAACAUGAUUCAAAGGCCAAAUAUGCUAAAGGCGAAGAAUUUUUAUGUAAAAAGUUGAAAAUAUCAUAUGUCAUUAGCUUAGUUAUUAGCGAUACCGGUGGCCAUUAAGUGAUUUGCAACUUCACGCACAUGAGACCAAAUGUGAUUCAGAGCCCCAAUAUGUUAACGGCAAAGAUCUUUUACAUAAAAAGUUGAAAAUAUAAACGUUUUUAAUGAGCUUUAUGUCAUUAGCUCUGUUAUUAGUGGGGGCGCUAAUGAGCGACUAAUGAAGUAGACAUUUUUUUUCUCCAAUUUUUAAUUUAUGUGACAAUAUAGUAGUUCGCCCAACAUUUGAAGACGCUGCUACUUCCUUAACGGUUUUCGAGUGUAGCAGUGUGUCUUCUAUAUUGAGGCUUGUUAUUAGCGACACCGGUGGCCGUUAAGUGAACUGCAGCCUGUAACUUGCUCAUACUUGUGCAAACUUAACACACAGGAGACAGAACGUGAUUUAGAGCCCUAACAUGCUAACAGCAAAAAUCUUUUAUGUAAAAAGUUGAAAAUAUCAACUAUGUCAUUAGCUUUUAGCGGGGAUGCCAUCAAUCAGUUAAUAAAGUAGAUGCAAUUUUUAGGUCUGUCAAUACACUAGUUUUUCCAACAUUCAAAGUUGCUGCUUCUUCCUUAACUGAUUUAAUUGUUGCAGUGUGUCCAAAGCUCUAUUUUCUUCAAUAUUGAGCUUUAUUAUUAGCGACACCGGUGGCUGUUAAGGUUACUGCAAGCGGUAACUUGCUUGUACUUGUGCAGGCUUAUCACACAAGAGACUGACCAUGAUUCAGAGCCCCAAUAUACUAACGUAAAAAAUUAAACGUAAAAAUUACCAUUAGCUUUGUUAUUAGUGACACCGGUGGCCUUUAAGUGAACUGCAGCCAGUUCUUGUACUUGCGUGGACUGACCAUGAUUCAGACCCCCCAAUAUUCUAACGCCGAAAAUUGGAAAUAUCAACUUUUUAAAAAGCUAUAUGUGAUUAGUUUUUGUUAUUAGUGACGCCAGUGGCCACUAAGUGAACUGCAGCUAGUAGAAUUUUUGCGUAAAAAGAAAAUUGGCAAAUGCUUCACAUCGAUAUACUUAACCGGAAACCUCCAGACGCCGUCCAUGCUGCUGACAGUGACAUUGAAAUAUUCUCUGCACCUUUUACUCUCCCACCUUUUACUCUAUAAUUCACCAGCAUCAUGUUGAGAGAGUAGGCCAUUAAAAUUACACUUAUUUGAUUAUAGAGUAUAUUUGAAACUAUAGAUUAUAUUGUUCCAGACAUGCGAGACUAACGCCUUUUAUUUGCAUGACACAUUGAUGUAAAAUAUAUAAAUAUUCAUGCAUAAAUAUUGUUACAUAUAGCCCCUUUAAAGAAAUAGCUUUCCAAAAAUCAGAGUUGUUAUUGAACUCGUUAGUCAGAUGACCGAUUUGUCCGAGGAACAGGUCUUCAUAGCUCUUAAAUCUCAUUUUGUGCCAGUUUUAAUGUCUUUGAAAUGUAUUUUUGGGUUUUAAAGUGGGCGAGGCCGCGAGACAAGUGGGAGGGGUUUGAAUACAAGUGGGAGGGACCGCAAGACAAGUCGGAGGAGUUUGAUUACAAGUGAAAGGGACUGCGAGACAAGUGGGAGGAGUUUAAAUACAAGUGGGAGGGGCUUUGUAACAAGUGGGAGGAGUUUGAAUACAAGUGGGGAUUAUUAUUUGCGACAUCGGUGGCCGUUUAGUGAACUGUAGCCUGUUUUGCAUGUUCAUACUCAUGCAAACUUAACAUACAGGAGACCGAACAUGAUUCACAGCCCAAUAACUUAAUGGCGACAAUUUAUGUAAAAAGAAGUUAAUUUUUGGAAAUAUCAACUGUUCGAUAACCUUUAUGUUAUUAGCGACACUGGUGGGCUUUAAGUGAACUGCAGCCAGUAACUUGCUUGUACUUGUGCAAACGUUUGAAUACAAGUGGGGAUUAUUAUUUGCGACACCAGUGGGCGUUCAGUGAACUGUAGCCAAUAACUUGUUCAUAUUCAUGCAAACUUAACGCACAGGAGACCAAACGAGAUUUACAGCCCUAAUAAACUAAUGGCGACAAUUUACGUAAAAACCUUUCGAAUAAUCUAUAUUAUUAGCGACACCUGUAGGCUACAGCCAGUAACUUGCUUGUACUCAAACAAUAUUGCUUGUACUUAAGUUGCAAACUUACACAUAUUAGGUUUACGGUUUCUUUAAAUAUCAAGAAUACAAAUGGGAGGAGCUACGGGCAGUGGGAGGAGUUUCAAGGGGGGGCUUUAUAACCAGUAAGAAGGGUUUAAAUACAAUUGGAAGGGUCUGUGAGACAAGUGGGAGGGGUCUGAAUACAUAUUAUAAAGAGUUUGUGACAAAUGGGAGGCGUUUGAAUACAUAUGGGAGGGGCUUUGUGAUAAGUGGGAGGAAUUUGAAUGCCAGUUGGAUUGUUAUUUGUGACACCGGUGGCCGUUUAGUGAACUGCAGCCAGUAACUUGCUUGUACUUGUGCAUACUUAACAUUUUUGGGUUUCUUUAAAUAACGAGAGGGAGUUUGGAUGCAAGUGGGGGGAGCUCUGGUGCCAAUGGGAGGAGUUUGAAUACACUUCAAGGAGCUAUGAGGCAAGUGGUAGGGGGUCUUUGUGUUAGUUGGGAGGGAUUUGAAUACAAUCGGUAAGGCCUGUGAGGCAAGUGGGAGGGGUUUGAUACAAGUAGGAGGGGCUUUGUGACAAGUGGGAGGGGUUUAUUGAAUGAUUUUUAACGUAGCUGUGAAUACUGAAGGGCACAUCCUUUAAACUUAAGCAAGAUGAACCCUUUUAGAAUAAGAAAAGUGAGUAUAUUUAAAACAGUGCUUUAUAAUAAUAGCCAUGUCGGCGGGGAAGGGAACACGUGUGGACAAAUGUGGUGCUUUAAGUUUUCUUGUGUGAGAAAGGGAGAUCUCGGUUUGUAAAAUGCUUUAAAACGCCCUUUAAAUGGUUUUAUUUGCUCUUCGUGUGGUGGUAUGAGCGGAUUUCUUUCACUUUUGACUCUUUCUACCUGCCAUGUCUGAUCAUUCACUGCGAGUGUCUUUGUGCGCUGAAAACAGGGUCCAGUUACUGCCAGCUAAUAAGGGCUCAACACUAAGGAUUGUUAGGAUGAGAACGGGACAUCCGGUCCGACUUUUUGUAACUUUUUUGUGGUCGUUUUUUUUUCCCGCUCUUGACGAAGUCCCUUUACAAAAAUGGCCUGUUUGUAAAUACCGCGUGAGGGUGGAAGCAGCUUUACCUGUGGUUGUUUGUGUGCGUUUGUGUCCGUGUGAAAGAGAUAUUCAGUAUUAUUUUCAUUUGGUGAGUUACAGCUUGUGGCUUUUUUUACAGCCAAGAUAUACUUACACUGCGCAUUAAAUAGAUGUUUUUCAUGUCUUUCAAGAGUACCGUUCUUUUCAAUGUACUACUUUUUGUACUUUUUUGUUUAAUUGAAGUGGGCUGCUGAGGUUUAUUCGACCGUUUUGCGGCCUCUGGUUGUUUUUAAGCACUACUUUUAGGUCAACGUCAGACGAGAGAACGCUAAUAUUUGAUGGGUCUGUAUUAAAUAGAAACGCAGACGUUUUUGCACAAAGCUUAUUUUUAAGUUGGACAGUAUUGAUUCUGAACGAACCACUGAGGAAAGCUUCUCUUGGAUUCUGUGUGUACAUAAGCGUACAGUAUACUGCCAUUUCAUAUCCUUUAUACUGGUUUGAAUUGUCAUACGAAUACUAAAAUGAUUUUAACCAUGGCUGCAUUGUGAUUUUUUAACAUUUACUAUUAGUAUUUGUUUUUUCUAUUUCCCUUUUUAAAGGAGUUGAACUCUUUUAUAGACUUACUUUUGUUUUUGUUUGUUUCUUUUCGGUUUGUUUUCUGACAUUUAACAUGUAAAUGAAAGUAAGAGCGUGAACCGGUGUGUUCUGUUGUGGAGUGCACAGACAUAAAUAAUGUUAGUUUUAUUUUGUUUUCAGAUUUGAUAAAUACCUACUGGAGGAUUGUGCAAAUAAAUGACGAAUAAUAAAAAUA
Molecule: messenger RNA, 8428 nt
Organism: Danio aesculapii
Lineage: Eukaryota; Metazoa; Chordata; Actinopteri; Cypriniformes; Danionidae
Product: phosphofurin acidic cluster sorting protein 2
Exons: 25
Coding region: 103-2916 (937 amino acids)
Biological process (GO): protein localization to plasma membrane
Molecular function (GO): transmembrane transporter binding
Source: RefSeq, a predicted model, not a curated record